This is a messenger RNA of Cladocopium goreaui, 1365 nucleotides long. NCBI's taxonomy places the organism in Eukaryota, Dinophyceae, Suessiales, Symbiodiniaceae. The record is from the annotation of a GenBank genome assembly.
AUGUUGGACGCAGUGCGGGCAGGUUCAAAACUUGUGAACUUGUUACCUUCACACACGGCCAGAUGGUGGCCACUGGUCGAAGACGUAUUCUCCUCUGAGAAAUGCGUCGCCCUUCGGAACAAUCUCUUGACAGCUUGUGCACGCCACAACGAGUUUCGCUCGCUCUCCAUUGAUGGCACAUUCCGCGUCUGCUUGAGCAUCCUUGGGCAAAGGCCUUUCAACUUGAGCUUGGACAAGCGAAAUGACGCUGCAGUUCCCGAGGCGGAGAGCUUAAGAAGAGUCAUCACGGUCCGGGGCAGGACGGGAGCCGUUGUCAGCAUGUUUGCUACCUAUGGUGAAGGGGCGCCAGAAAUUCAAAAAGGUUUGCGGGACAGUUUACAAGAAGAAUCUCUGCAGCAAGUUGAGUUCCUUGCCACAGACAUGCCAACCAAGCGACUGUAUGCCGCAUUGAAAGAAACGUUGCCUAACCUCAAGGCGCUUGGCCUAGACCCCGUUCAUUUGGCCAUGCACUACGAGUCAGCUUCUGCCAGACAUCGCACCCCUGGCUCGGCUAUGCUGAGGCGCGGCUUGGCAAAAUUCAGUGCCCAAAGCAGUCGAAGCAAUGAGGAAAAGCCGUGGGGUGAAUUUUUCCGUGGUGACACGGAAGUGAAGCUGACGGCACGUGAGCUCAUGUGGCGCCGUCAAGUACUCGACGGUAGCAUGGGCAAGCCUAAAAGCCAAAAGUGCAUGGAAACGUUGGACGGUGCCACUCCAUGGCAAAACCGUGCUGACUUCAUUGAGUUCUUGGCUGCCCUGAGCUCAGUCUAUGGCUCAGAGAUGAAAAAAAAUGGACAGCGGCAAAACCAUUGCCGACCUCCUGCACCAAGCGGCCGCUGGAGAUCGAUGCGGCACCUUUUUUCCAAAGCCGAGAACAUCCUGCUUCCAGUUGGCACCACCAGCAAUGAAAGCUUGCAUGCGGAGAUCAACGGAUGGUUUCGGCAGACGCAAAACCUACACCCUGCGACGCUGAAACUGAAGCUGAGCAUCCUUACCCUUUCAAAGCUGCUGGCGCACAAUUCUGCCCUGUAUUCACCAACUGCCAGACAGAUGCUCAGCAGCCAUGUCUUGGCGCGUAGAAUUGGUUGCGGGCUUUGGGCGCCGGAGGAAUGGGUAGCAUGGGCAGGAAGGAACAAAGCAGAGCUUCCCAUGGAGAAAGCUCGGCAAAAAGAGGCGCAACGCCUCAAGCAAUUUCGGGCCAAACGCCCUGCUGCGGCCAGAAAGCGUCCAGCUGCAAAAGGCCACAGGACCCCGUUCAACCUAACGAGGUCAAUGGGCGUCCAGAGGGCUGGCGUGCACAGUCGCCCGUAUCUUUCCAAAGAGAAGUAA